CAGAUGAGCAUACGGAAAAGAGUAUAGAAGAGUUUAAAAUCAAAAGCCGCUCAAUCAAAACUAAGAAUGAAGGUUGCAGCACUUUUCGUUGCUUGUUUGGUAGUGUCGGUAACUUGCGCACCAACCCAGCUAUCAUUGCAAGAUGAUCUGGAUGACUUUGUCGCACUUCUUCCAUUGGAAGAUUUGAAGAAUCUGGCAUUCCGUUAUAUUCUUGACAAAGAAGUGCUGGCCGCGUUGGCAUAUCUGCAGGGUGAGGAAUUCUCAACCGUAUGGGACCAAUUUUUCGCCGUGGCUGAAGUUCGUGAUCUGUUGAACUAUUUGGAAGAGGCUGGAAUACCCGCAUAUGAUGCGUUAAACACUGUCGCAGAGUUUUUGGGGCUGAAGCCAUUGAAGCCCAAGGGAAAGCUUGCUACCACCGGAGGAUUAAAAGGUUUGCUUGAUGAGCUCUUGGAAUUAUUGCCGCUCGAUGAAUUGGAGGCGUUGUUUGAAGAAAAGCUAGUGAGUAGUUCCGAGUUCAAGGCAUUGUUUGAAAGGCUGCAAAACUUUGACUAUAAACAAGUGGAAGAUUUGUAUGAGAACUCUGCUGAAGUACAAUCGCUAAUUCAAAAGCUGCGUGAUCACGAUAUCGACGUAGAUCAUAUUGUCGAUCUAGUGAAGUCAUUCUUCGGAUGGAAGUAAAAACACAUCAUUAGUAUUUGAGAAAAUGAAAAUUGCGAAUAAACCGAAAUUGCAAGUAAUGUAACGCAA
This is a messenger RNA of Anopheles aquasalis, 747 nucleotides long. RefSeq names its product protein G12. The record is from RefSeq and is a predicted model, not a curated record. NCBI's taxonomy places the organism in Eukaryota, Metazoa, Arthropoda, Insecta, Diptera, Culicidae.